Porites evermanni is the source of this 6764-nucleotide messenger RNA. Lineage: Eukaryota; Metazoa; Cnidaria; Anthozoa; Scleractinia; Poritidae. The record is from the annotation of a GenBank genome assembly.
CGUAGUAAUAAAUAGCUUUGUUCAGAAGUUUUUUUUGCUAAAACUUGUUCUCUCGCGAAAAAGAGAUGGAACAGUCUAUAAGAGAUGUAUUGAGGGCUCAUCGGGUUGUAAUCGCGGACAACCUGCAAGAAAGAAGAGUAGUCGAACAUCUCUUUGCCGAAGGUGUUUUGGACCAAAUUGAUAAAGAGGAAAUACACGCAGAAACGUCAAGAUUCAGUAAAUGCUGUUUGCUGUUGGAUAAGCUUCCUCGGAAAGGCCCUAAUGCGUUUGAAAGGUUCUUGCAAGCUCUCAGACUUUCUGGCCAGGGGUUUUUGGCGGAUACGUUGACAGGUAAAUUAAUCAUAAGCUUACGGUUAACGAUCACGUUCAUUGAUCAAAUCAAAAUAACCGCAGAGGGCGCUACAAUGUAUGAAUGAGCGUUGUCGCUUAAAUAUUCCCUUAGCGUUUGAUUGUUUUAACGGAAAAGAUAAAUAUUAUGUGAGGCUAAUAUCUCGACUAAUCUCGGUUUGAAUAAAAUUUUGUAAGUUAUAUUAGUUCGAGAAUCGUGGGUGCCAUUAAUGUAGUGUAUGAGGGACCAGCCCACAAAACAGCAUGGAAACAAACCGCGCCGACUGAUUCCGGCCCGGUCAUUUUGAUUUUUGGAAAGCAGCAGUAGCUUCUACGGAAAAACCUCCACGCCUAAGACUGAGCGUGGGAGCAAAAAUACAUCGUCGUAAACGUUCAAAUCGUUGUAUUUUCUGAUUGACGUGGUUCGUGUGGGUGCAUGAAUGAUGUGCGUAAAAUAAAAAAAAUAGACCUUGUCACGGUUUUCGACGCCAGCUUGAGGAGUAGGCAAACGUGUGAGAAAUUACAGUGUUUGUAUAGGAAUCUAAUACCGAAUAAUUUCCGUAAAACGGCUGUUCUGAAAAAAAAAAUCAAUUGUAAACUAAAGCUACAAAGCAAGGGAUUGUCCUACAAAAAUUCUUUACCUGUGCUUAAAUUUCUCCAGAGGCUUGCUUUAGAUUUCCCAUAUAUUUGUCCGUAAUUUUCCUGGGACUUUCUUACAGACAAAUGUAUAGAAAAUUUUAAAAAGUGGUUCUAGGUCUUCUAGUGCAUGUAACGCCCUCAAAUUUUUUUCAGGAGAAUCGUUGGGAGUGAAGCUUUAGUUUACAAAUCAUAUUUUUUUCAGAACAGCCGUUCUACGGAAAUUAUUCGACGUUAGAUUCUCAUACAAUCACUGUAAUUUCUCACGCAUUUGCCUACUCGUCCAGAUGGCGUCGAAAACCGUGACAAGGUCUGUAGCAAAGUGGAACAGGGAGAGCAAGUUCCAGACCAUUGAACAACAAACAUAACAUCAAAAGUGUUGGGAAGGCAGCUACUUUUGACCCCCUUUUGUUUUUCUUUCUCCCCCCACUCCCAGCCCAAUGUUGAACAAAACUCUGAUGUUUGUGCUCCGUUGUGGUCCCAACAUUGAAUGUGGGUGGAUGGGGGGUAAUAGUAAAAGGGAAAACAAUCUUUUUGAACAUUGAAAUGAACUACUGUUAAGUUGUACAACCUUCCCAACUACUUUUGUCUGAGAUUGUAGCUUGGCUGCAUGGGAAGGUACAAUCUUGGACAAAACUGUUGAGAAAAUUGUAUACUUGGACAGCAUUUUUCUAAACAUCGAAGCUGUACUGGUUCUUCCCUCUCUCCCUUCCCCUGAAAGCAAUGUUGUUGUGUAUUCAAAAGAAAGCCUAAUCCCUGGGUGUUUGUGGGAAGCAACAUUGAAUUUGUGGAGGUUUUUUUUUUUCCGCAAAGGCGUCGUUUUGGAAAGAGUUUUGUUGCGUAGGAAAGUGGACACGAUGGGGAAAACUUUCUCAAGUAGUUUUGUCCGGGAUUGUAGCUUGCCUACUUUGGAGGCUAGCGGGAGGCUAUUGUAGAUGGUUUGGACAGACAGUUCAGAUAGAUGGUUUUUUAUCUUGAUUAUUGAACAACAAGGUGGAGAGUGGCAAAUUAAAUGUAUGGACAAUAAAGAAUAUUAGAAUAUGAUUUACUAUAAAAAAAAUACAGUACAUGUAUGUGCAGAACUUACAGUACUGUAGUAGGUUCAGGUUAAUGGUGAACAGUAGGAUUAAAGGGAAAGAAGCCAAGAAAGAUAAAAAGUAAGAAAAAAACAACAGCAACAACAAAAAACAAAAAAAAAAAUUCAAACCUGUCUCAUUUUGCUUGUGAGGGAUAUUCCUUACCACUAUAUACCAGGGUUGGUUAAUUCAUCAUUUGAUUUCAUCAGUAAUAUUGAGAACAGGGAUGUAACCUAGGGUUCCAGGGUAUCUACAAGUUGAAUUGCAUUUGAAUGAACUAUAAUAUAACAUUACCAUGCAAAUAUUAUAUGCAUCCCUUGGUAUUAUUUUAUAGGAGAAUCCAGCGCAGGAGCAAAUUUAAGCCAAUCAAGGUCAUUUGGUCUCCCAAACAAGGUUCCUAAAUUUGUUGGCAGGUCAGAUGUUUGUGAGGAAAUCUCAGGGCUGCUGACUUCUCUAGAAACAACCCUUGUAUCUCUGAUUGCUCCACCUGGAUUUGGAAAGACAGCUGUUGCGAUUACUGUAGGCCAUGAGAUUCUAGAAAAGGGAAAAGAUGUUUUGUAUGUUUCCUUAAGAACAGUGGACUCUGUUGAAGGUGCGGCAAAGAGGUUGCUCGAGGUGAUAGGCAUCCCAGUUGACAAGGAUCCUGUUGCGCAAGUAAAAAGUUUCGUCUCAUCCCUUAAAAAAGAAACCAUACUAGUCCUGGACAAUGCUGAGGACUUGCAAAAUGCAGACAAGCCUGCCUGUAAUCAGUUUUUGGAGGUAGUUGGUGAACAUGGAAAAAAUCUUGUUAUUUUAAUAACAAGCAGGAAUCCAUUGUCAGUGUUUGAUUUUCCUUUCAAAAAGCAUCGCAUUCCUCUGAAGCCUUUAGAUGAUGUAGCAUCAUUUUUCUUUCUGAAACAUUAUGCUCCUAACAUUUCAGACCAGCUUGCAAGACAUUUUGCAAACCAAAAGGUGUGUGGUGGUGUUCCUUUGUUUUUGAAAUUGACAGCAUCAUUCUUGGAAAGCAAGACAAUCGAUCCCAUAGAUCUUCACAGAAAGCUUAAAAACUGUCCACAUGGUUUUCUGAAAGUAAAGGAUCCUAACAUUCAAGAAUUUUUCUCCCUUCUUAAGGUUUUCUACAACCAUUUACGACCUGAAGUGAAAAAGGGUCUUUCUUGGCUAGCUGCAUUUCCAUCUGUUUUCACCAAAAUGGAUGCAAAGAAUGUUUUGUUUUGCAAAGAUGAUUACUUUGAUUUUCAAAUCUUACUGAACAGUUUAGUGUCUCACUCAGUGGUUCAGGAAGAAGAAGUUGACAAUCAUCAGCAGUACAGUUUGCAUCCAUUGGUGCAAGCAUUUUGCAUUGCAUGCAGAGAGGAUGAGUGUAAAGGGUACAAUAUGGCAAUCAGGCUUUUCUCGUAUCAUUAUCUCGCUCUUCUACAACAACUGAAUGAUGAUUUCAUUACCACUAACUGCAAGGUUGCGAUAGACAAGUAUCAGAUGAACAAAGCAAACAUUGCUCAUGCCCUUUCAGCAUCAACAGAGGAUGAAGUUUUAAAAUGUUAUGGAAUUAACGUGUCAACAGAGACUGUGAAUUUCGUGGCAAAAGUCAUGAACCAGGAUGAAUUUAUAUCAACAUAUGACAAGUUUCUGGUGGUUGCAGAAAAGUUGCCUGACAAAACUCUUUACAGUGAGUGCCUUGUGUCCAUUGGAUUCAAACAGCUUUGUUACUAUAGCUACAAAGAUGCCCAUCGCACAACAGCCAAAAUGAACCUUCAAAAGGCACAUGAUCUGCAAAUUGAUCUUGGAAUUUAUGACACAGAAUGUCAAGGUCACUGCAAGUGUAAGCUAGGGCUUUGCACUUUUCUUGCUGGAGACAGAAAGAAGGGCAUCUCCCUCAUUGCACAAGGUAUUGGUGUGCGUCGCAAGUUGGUGCGCUCUAAUCACUCAGGAAAAAUGGAACGGAUGCUUUUAGCUGGUGGAUUCUGUGACCUGGGAAGUAAGUACUUAUUUUUACAGAAGUAAAUGAUUUUUACAAAAAUUAAGUAUAUGGUUUAUAGUAAAAGUGCUACUGAAGUUAUAUGUAGUUUACGAGCACUCCACUCAGAUAAUCAUAUUUAGACAAAAGACUUGUGAUCCAAUAAACAUGAUUUAAAAUCCCAAUGGGUCAGAGACAACGCAGUUGGCUAUUUUCAUGCGCCAUGAUCAAGAAGUUAAACUUGGGUCAAAUGAGAAACUAAUCCGCAGCUAGUAGGACUUAAAUGGGGACUUGCAACAUGUUGUCCCCAUAUCAAUGGCUUUAGCUGAAUUUUUCCUAGGUGAAACUCAAAGGGUACAGAUUUUUGUGUAUAAAGGCCAUCAGUGACCAGCCUGCAAAGAAAGUAGUCUCCGAUACCCUGGGGCUAGUAGAUUUUGCUAUUGAGCUGGUGAAUUCUGUUCUUUGUUAACUUGCCGCAAUGAGCAAGUGAAGUUUUUUGGGGGAGUUCAAAUAUCAGAGAACAACCGUAAUCAGUGUGCAUCCAAAAAUGUUUUGUGAGCUAUUUGAAAUUAUUUUUUGGCUAGUUCAUGUUAGCUACAGCUUGCCUGGAUGGCAAGUUGUAAAUCUGACUUUCUUUGCACCCUGGAUCCGGUGACUUUUGAUAAACUGCAAGGUUUUCCUUCAACUUGGCCUUUUUUUUUGUUGCACAACAAAUUACUGGACAAAGUAUUAUACACAACAUCAAGGGUUUCAUAAGGCUUUGCUCUAUGAACUCAUCAGUACCCUAACUAGAAAAGGUUUAGUUCUACAUUACAGUCAAGCCUGGGCAAGCAUACCUCCAAGAUGCCAUUAAUCAAUUUAUUAUGAUUCAAAAGUUGAAUUAAUUUGUAGUUGUAUUGUAGAUUUCAGAUUCAUUUCUGCAUUCUUGCAUGUGUAAUGAAUUGUGAAAAACAUAAGGCAGUUGUGAAAUUUCUACCAGCUCAGUUUCUCUGUACUGAUAAAUAUGUCUUUGAAGCAAUUUUAUCCAUUCAAAGAUUUUCAAUCUGACCAAAUAAAGAGAAGUUCUCUUAAAAUAUCCACUGCUCUUUAUACAUGCAGGAAUGCCAAUUUGAAUUUGACUCUAGUUAUGGGAAUGACUUGUGGAUUCAUUUUUCAAAUAAUCAAUUCAUUAACAGAGUCUUGGAGGGUAUGCUUGACCUGCCUUGACUGUAUCAAGUAAAAACUAAUGAGAAGAACCAUUUUUCAGCGGUCGUCACGAUGUCGUUGUUCACAUGAUUCUCCUUGUUUUUUAUAGUGUGUCCCUCUUAUAAAUGCCACAAUAUAUUCUUACUAUGGGUUUUUCUAUUUUUCAGUGGCCUUGUUUACAAGCGGUCAGCACAAGGCAGCUCUCAAUAUUUGGGAGAAUAUAUGUUUGGUCAAGUACCGUGAACUGUUGGGUACGCACCCCUUCACUGCCUCACUGUUGGACCACAUUGGUAAAAUUUAUCAGGCCCUUGGUAAACCUCGACGAGCUGUUGCUUUGAAGAAAGAGUCUCUUAGAAUGAGACACUUAUUGUUAGGUAUGCAAGGUUCAUAGUUUUGAAAUGGAAGCAUUAUAUAAACACCUUAAUUUUUUCUAAUAACCUGCUCAUAACAUAUAAUUAAUAUGUUAUAACUUUAAGGUAAAUUAUUAAACAUCAGGGAUUAAAAGAAAACCUGAUUUCAGACUUUUCCUUUGGGCAAGCAGCUCUUGCAUCUUGCUUGUCCAUGACCACUGCUUGAUUUUCUUAGUUAAUGAUUUAUCUUGUUUGUAUUAAAUCUCAUGGGUCUCUAGUAUCAUUUGCCCUGUGAAAUGUUAUCCAAAUUUCAGAAUCCAGGAAAUUUUUGCCCAUGGAAUCCAGAAUCUGGGGAUUUUUUUCUUGUGGAGUCGGAAAUCGUGGUCUUUGGAAUCCGGAAUUGAGCUUACGGAAUCCAGAAUCCAAGUUACACUGACAAGGAAUCCAGAGUCCUUCAACUGGAAUCCACAGCAUGGAAUCCAGAAUCUAAGACUUUCUUGGAUUAUCUUAUACACAUAAAACAUGUUUUGCAUAAUGUUAAUUCAUUACAGACCUUACAACUCCCUAACCCAAUCCUGCUAUCAAUUUUUUGAAUUUUUCAGGUGAUGAUAAUCUUGACACAGCCAGAGCGUAUUAUGGUUUGGGCUGUGCUCUCAAGGGGUUAGGAUCCACACCAGAAGCAUUGGAGAAUUUUAAGAAAGCCCUAGAGAUCCAGUGUCGUGUUAUUGCUUCCAAAGAAGAUAUUGAGAGAACUAAACAAGAGAUGAAUUCUCUGCGAGGAAGUGACGUAAGGGCAGAGUCUUCAUGUCGCAAGCUUCAAGAGUUGCAUCUUGAAACCCCAUGUAAUGUCUUGUCUCAUCACAGUAUGGCAUGUUGAUUCAGGAUGUCACUGGAUUUGAUAUAGUGCUCUACUCACAUGUUUGUGUUUUGAACCCCUUCAAGUAGCCUGGAACCAGGCCCCAUAAUGGGAGAAAAAGGCCAUUUCAGGAGCAGAUUGGUGGACUUGGGACGGGGAACCAGGCUAUCCUGUAUGUAGUUGAAUAAGCACCCAGUAGCAGUAACUGUUUUCAGACAAACAGCUCUCUUCUGUAGAAUUCUUUAGAGUAUACAAUCAGCCCUACUGCUAGUCAAUGAGGCCUGCAGUGCAGAUUACAUAACAUGUUGCAGUGUGCUUACAAAGUAUCUUUUCUAGAUACAGUUCCCAGACACAACUAAGCUGUGCUAAACAAAGCACUG